AUGGAGUACGCCGCAUGCGUUGGACAACCCAGAUGCACAGCAACGCAUUGCGGGCGUAUUUUAGGGCGAAAGGGGGAGAAACUGGAGGUUUUGCGUAUCGGGCAAGAAUGCAUCGACUUUUUGCUGAGCUGUAAGCCACCUGUAACCGUCACCGAGCAAAACCUGGCAGACCGAGUUUGGUAUAUCUUGCGCUCAAAUACAUUUGAUGUCACCGAACUCGAACGGCUACGACGUGAGGCUGUUCCUUCAUCGGGUGAAAAUGCUGCGGCUGAGGAUGCGGCGCCACAACUUGCUGAGCAAACGGCAAAUGUGGAUGCCGCCGUGAAUAGGCCAGUUGUGGUUGAUUCAAACGAUGACAGAACAGUCGCCCAGGAACUGGAACUAAUGGUACAUUGGAGGAGGCGAUUGUGGAAACGCGCAGUAUGCCUCUCGAAAAUCGACUGCGACUUCCCCCGCAUAGCCCUAAGCAAGCGGAAUCGGGCUGUCGUGAGGGCUCUGAACCCAAUGCUGGUGACCUAUUUGGAAGCCAGCUUUGCGAGACGGACUCAAUUCUUUUUGGCGCCGCGUUGGCAGUCUGCCGUAUCAUAG
Parnassius apollo (apollo) is the source of this 588-nucleotide messenger RNA. The record is from the annotation of a GenBank genome assembly. NCBI's taxonomy places the organism in Eukaryota, Metazoa, Arthropoda, Insecta, Lepidoptera, Papilionidae.